This is a messenger RNA of Pecten maximus, 7844 nucleotides long. Its product is annotated as nicotinamidase-like. Gene Ontology annotation, molecular function: calcium ion binding. The transcript is spliced from 8 exons. Bases 56 to 1144 code for a protein of 362 amino acids. NCBI's taxonomy places the organism in Eukaryota, Metazoa, Mollusca, Bivalvia, Pectinida, Pectinidae. The record is from RefSeq and is a predicted model, not a curated record.
AACGGCGAUUUAACAGGAAACUCCUGAAUGUAAACAACCACUGGUAGUGUACACAAUGCUGUCCGCAGAUCGGGACAAUUUUCUCGAAAAAUACGUGGAUAGAAAGGUUGAUUUCGAUAAACGGAGUUGCAGUGAAUGUUUCCAUCACUACGAUUUAGACAGGGACAGUGCAUUAAGUCAGUCAGAGUUUGAGGGGCUACUGUCAGACUUAUUUUGUGAUGGAGGGCAGCCGUACCCAAUCACCUCACAGGUUCUAUCUCAGUUUAUGGAGCUACUGGAUAUAGACAAGGAUGGUAAAAUUAGCAAGAAAGAAUUUAUGGAGAACAGUUUUUAUUGGCUGAAACAGAUCUUACAGCCAGUGGCAGCCUUGGUUAUUGUUGAUGUACAGAAUGACUUCCUUGAUGGAAGUUUGUCACUAAGGAAUUGUCCUGCUGGACAGGAUGGAAAUGGUGUGAUUCCAGCAAUCAACUCUGUACUGGACACAGUGACCUUCGACCUUGUGGUGUAUACACGUGACUGGCACCCUGAGGAUCACAUAUCCUUCAUAGAAAAUGUUGACAAACGACCACUACAAACAAACUCACAUAAAUCACAGGUACCUCCUAAAGUGCUGGACACAGUGGUGUUUGAGGGACCCCCUGUUACAGAGCAGAAACUGUGGCCUUCCCAUUGUGUUCAGGGGUCAUGGGGUGCAGAGAUUCAUCCAGAUCUCAAAUUUGUGGAAGGAGGGGUUAUUGUAAACAAAGGAAUGCGGUCAGAUGUGGACAGUUACUCUGCUUUCUGGGACAACAACAAACUAGCUGAAACAGAUCUAGUCCGAAUCCUGUCCAAACAUAAAGUUACGGAUGUAUAUUUGUGUGGUGUAGCAUAUGAUGUAUGUGUAGGUUCAACAGGAGUACAUGCCCUUGAACACGGAUACAGGACAAUUCUUAUAGAGGACGCUGCUCGUGGGGUCAACCUAGACGACAUCAGUAAUAUGAGGAAAAAUCUACAGGAGAAGGGGGCAGUUAUUACCAACUCAUCAAAGGUGAAGGAUCUGGUAGAAAGCGUCGACAGGCAGGUUGCUCUUGGAUACCAGACAGCAAAAAAUGUUGCCCUGGCUCGACGCAUGGUCAAGGAAGGAAUGGUGAAGACUAAAGAAUGACAGAUCUUCUGAUGCUUGUCCAUCAUCUUCCAUUGUCCAUUUGCCAUUGUGUGAAGUUAUUUGUGAUUUUCCAUGAUUUAUCAAAUUAUUUUUUGGUAGGCUUGUCCUAAAUGUCCAAGGAUCAAAAUGACACAACAAGAGAUUGAUAGCUUAUAAUGCAACAUGGUUUGCAGUUAGAAAAAAAUCUCUUUAGUUAAUGUUAUAAAAUACAUUUUUGUAUAUGAGUCCUAUAUACUGUUAUAAAACUGUAUGUAUAGGUUUUGACAUAUAACUUAACAAUGUGGAGGGAAAUGUUUGUUAGGAUGAAGGUUGUUGUUGACGUUCCAGGUUUGAUUUCAGGUGUUGUUGAGUAAACACCUGGCAAUAUAAUGAUAUAUAUAUUUACAAGGAAAACACAAGUCAAAGCAUUCCAUUUCAAGGCAUAUGUGAUAUCACAAAUUCAGACAAAAGUCAUAUUUCAGAGAUUCUAUUUUAAAUAUUCCUACAUUUAACUUCAUUGAUUCCUGCGAUAUGUGAGUAUAGUCUAACGUUGAUGAUAAUCCUAUAUCUCACAUUAGUUUAGAAUCUCUGUAUCAGGGGAGACAAUUCUAUAUCAAUAUUAGACAGAAAUUGCUACAAGGGAGAUAACUCUGUCAACCUCAAAGGAAUUAUCUUUUAGACUAUUCCUAUCACUAAUCGGUUCCUAGUCCUAUAUUGUGAUAUAAAUGCUACACACCCAUCUUACUAACUAGUAUUACUAAACUUUGCGAUAAUGUUUACAUCAUUUACUAUAUUGGAUCCUUUUAAUAGUUUAUAUAUCUUUGUAUAAAGACAAACUUUAGAUAAAAUAUCUAAGUAUUGAUGAAAGCUAUUUUUAUAUCCACAGUUACCAAACAUAUGUAUGAACAACUUGUCCAGUUCUGUAUCAGAUAGAGUUAUCAUCCUUCCAUUUGGAUAAACCUCUAUUUUUCUACCAAGGAAUGUGAAGUACUUGUUGUGAUCAGAUGGGAUAACAUUUAAUUUUAUACAUAGGCUUUACCUUUGGGAACAGGAUACAAUUGGUGUUUUAGCCGAUGUUUCAUCUAGAUAUUAACGUCUUGUGAAAUGAAGGCAAAACAUCUCAAGUCAGGUGAAUAAAUUAUGUUUCUGAGGUGUUUUUAGGGAUUAAAACCAGUGUUUCAUAUAUCAACACUGUUAACGUUAUAUACACAUGUACAUGUAUGUGAUGUGUAAAGUGAUAGUGACAGUAGGGAUGUGUACAUAUAUACCUGAUCACAGAUAAAACUAAUCCGACAUAGUCCUUUGUAUUGUCAUUAGCCAAAAUAGAUUAACAAAAUGAGUAUAAAUUGAAGUUAGUGAAAGAAUUACUGUUAUAAACUGCUUUACUCAAAUAGUAUUAUAACUGCAAUGCUAACUAUACUAACGGUCGAAGAACUGGUAUGAAACAUGACGUCUUAAGUCCACCACAAACAAACAUCAUUGUAAUAUCCACAGUCUUCAUAAAGAAAACAGAUUCCAAUUUGGUUUUAAAGAGUUACUGUCAAAAAGAGGUAGUGAUCUGACUUAUAAACUAUAUUAUACUAUAUCAUAAACAAUUAAUCUGAUGAUUAAGUUUUUGCAAUACCUUUAUAUCGCAAUCAACUGAAAGAUUAAAAAAGUGUCCAUACAAUGAUCCUUAUAAUGAAACAGAUUACAGUUAGGUAAGUUAUCAUACCGCUGGUAAUCCAGUAGUUAGGUAAGUUAUAUCACUGGUAAUCCAGUAGUUAGGUAAGUUAUCAUAUCACUGGUAAUCCAGUAGUUAGGUAAGUUAUCAUAUCACUGGUAAUCCAGUAGUCAGGUAAGUUAUCAUAUCACUGGUAAUCCAGUAGUUAGGUAAGUUAUCAUAUCACUGGUAAUCUAGUAGUCAGGUAAGUUAUAUCACUGGUAAUCCAGUAGUUAGGUAAGUUAUCAUAUCACUGGUAAUCCAGUAGUUAGGUAAGUUAUCAUAUCACUGGUAAUCCAGUAGUUAGGUAAGUUAUCAUGUCACUGGUAAUCCAGUAGUCAGGUAAGUUAUAUCACUGGUAAUCCAGUAGUCAGGUAAGUUAUCAUAUCACUGGUAAUCCAGUAAUUAUCUAUUGCCUGGACACCUGUAUAAACAUCGAGUGAGAUCUAACUACCCUGAAGUGUGACCCAGCCAGGUGGAAUUGAUUACCUCCACGUACUAUAAUGGUACCUUGUCUAAAAUAUGAGUUGUCAGUUUACGUGAUCACUGAGGUUUCUGGUAUGUAUAAAGCCAUGUGGUAUUCAUGUUAAAGGGAUAUAACAUCUGCUAAUGUCUGAUAUUAUAAUUUAGGAUUUUAAUGUUCGUGUGCUUAAUUUGUCGCAAAUAUAGUGAAAAUUGCAUGCAUGAGAUAACCCUGUUAUAUGAUACAUGGUGUAUAAAUAGGGAUGGGAUUAAACAAAGGUAGGAACUAGCUGAAUGAUGGAAACACACUGGUCAAAUACAUCGUACACAUGCUAGUUUGUUUGUUAGCUAGGUUUAUCAUCCUGUGAACAGCAUGGCCAUUUAGAGUUGGGGUCUCUUUGUAGUAGUUUGUGACUACUUCACUGAACAUUAUACGAGAGGCUUGCCACAUGUCAUUCAGAGUAAUUAGGGUAAAGUGUCUUGCCCAAGGACACAACUAUGAUAGACCAGCCCGUUUCUCAGCUUCCUGAGAAACGCAAACUGACACAGGUUACGGGAGCAAGUUCUUGGCCCCUUGAUCGACUUACAAUAACUUUGGCUCCUUUUGGGUCCAGACAUUUUGAAAUCUAAAUGUUAGCUCUGUGAACAUGUGGUACAAUUUUGUGCCUAAUAUUAAACUUCAAUAUCAAACUUUUCAACUCUGCUGAAAAUUUAGAUAAUUCAACAAAAUGAUAAGGUGAUAUCCAAUUCCUUUAUUCAUAGUUUGGUUUGUGGAUGCUGCAAUUAUAGGGACUGGAUUUAUUUACCUAGUGAGAGACAAAAAAUCUACUGGUCUGUCGGGAUAGCUUGUUAAAAACCCUAUUGGUCCACCAGAAAAACUACUACAGUGGACCAAUGGCUAAUUCCACCCAUGUAUAAACAUCUUCCAUUUAACAUCACAAUACAUGUAUGUAGUUAUAUUCUAAUCAAAUAUAUUUAGGGGAAAAUUUCAAAACACAAACAGAUUGACUCUUAAGUUUACAGGGUAACCCUAAGGACUGGUGAUCGAAUCCUGACUCCUAAGUUUACAGGGUAACCCUAAGGACUGGUGAUGGAAUCCUGACUCCUAAGUGUACAGGGUAACCCUAAGGACUGGUGAUCGAAUCCUGACUCCUAAGUGUACAGGGUAACCCUAAGGACUGGUGAUCGAAUCCUGACUCCCUAAGUGUACAGGGUAACCCUAAGGACUGGUGAACGAAUCCUUUGUUACAUCUAGAGAUCUGAUCAAAUACCAAAAGUUGUCUGUAGGAUUUACUUCAUUAUCCAGUAUGUUUUUUUUAGAAAAGCCAUAUAAUUUCUUCAUGAAUGUUAACAUUACCAUCACAUUAUUUUGAUAAAUAUUUCCAACACAAAAGAGAUUUUCAUAUUUUAAACUAUUGAAUUAAAUUCUUCAAGUUUAAUGUACUCAAUGACUGAAUAAGGUUGAGACUUUUCCUGCAAAUAUAGAAAAACAAUGAACAUUGUGUAGAAUAUGAUUCUCCAGAACUGAUAUUUUAUGAUUGAUAUGAUGCACUCACGUUCUCCCCAGGCUGUUGUGGGCAACUUGUGGCACCCCUGUAUAAUAUCUGAUAGCGACCCCUAAUACUAGCUCUCCUAGUAGGGGGUCAGGAUUUACCCUGUAUCUGGUAGGGGUUAAGAUUUACCCUGUAUCUGGUAGGGGUUAGGAUUAACCCUACAUCUGGUAGGGGUUAAGAUUUACCCUGUGUCAAGUCUUCUACAGAUGAAUAUAAUUCCUUCAUCUGUUGAACAGCUGUCUGUGGAGAACACCGUGUUUAGACACUUACCUCAGUUUGUAGAUAUCUUAAUUUUUUUAUCUUUUUUUUUCAAUGUAAAUAAUAAUUUGUUAGUACAUAGUAUGAACAGUAUGUUGGGUCAGUAUUCUGUGAUUAUUAAAUCUUUUUCACAAGUCCAUCCUAGAUAUGGCUGUGACUUACUCCGUACAGUGUAAUCUUUGUGGCUGUGACAUACUCUGUACAGUGUAAUCUUUGUGGCUGUGAUAUACUCUGUACAGUGUAAUCUUUGUGGCAGUGACAUACUCUGUACAGUGUAAUCUUUGUGGCAGUGACAUACUCUGUACAGUGUAAUCUUUGUGGCUGUGAUAUACUCUGUACAGUGUAAUCUUUGUGGCAGUGACAUACUCUGUACAGUGUAAUCUUUGUGGCAGUGACAUACUCUGUACAGUGUAAUCUUUGUGGCAGAGUGACAUCUCUGUACAGUGUAAUCUUUGUGGCUGUGAUAUACUCUGUACAGUGUAAUCUUUGUGGCAGAGUGACAUGCUCUGUACAGUGUAAUGUUAUACUGCUGUAAACGUGUGAGUGUGUUUAUUUUGUAUAUUAGUUAUACCAUUCCUCUUACUUCUGUCUAGUCCAUUUUUCUUUGAAGACAGGUUUUCAGCCAUAAUGAAUAUUCAACAGAAUUCCUCACACCGUAUUAUAUACCUCCUGUGAAAAUGAUGUUAGGAAUGGUCAGUCAUGGUUGACUGUACCUGGUCAGUUUGGUGAUUUUUCUAGUCUACACAUCAGGCACCUUACCUAUAUCCACCUUUGUAUGUGUGAUCAAAAAGCUGUUUCCAUUCCUUUUUGUAGGGUUACAGCCCUUUACUCAGCAGAACAAAGCCUUCUCCAGAUCAGAUUUCUUUCUAUUUUCCAGAAAUGACAUGAUCAUGAUGAAGUGGAGUACCUAUGACAUAUACAUGUAUGUGGCUUUCAAACUGGAGACACAGAUGGUCAGUCAUUGAGUGACUUAACUUUUAUACCACUUAGAUGGUCUUUCAUUGAGUGACUUAACUUUCAUACCACUUAGAUGGUCCUGUCAUUGAGUGACUUAACUUUGAUAUCACUUAGAUGGUCUGUCAUUGAGUGACUUAACUUUCAUGCCACUUAGAUGGUCUGUCAUUGAGUGACCUUUUUGAUACCACUUGGAUGGUCCUGUCAUUGAGUGACUUAACUUUGAUAUCAUUUAGAUGGUCUGUCAUUGAGUGACCUUUUAUACGAUUUAGAUGGUCCUGUCAUUGAGUGACUUAACUUUGAUAUCACUUAGAUGGUCCUGUCAUUGAGUGACUUAACUUUCAUGCCACUUAGAUGGUCCUGUCAUUGAGUGACUUAACUUUGUCUCAUUUAUAGCUACUCAACACGUAACCUAGUUUGUGUUUUCCUGUUGGUUCCAUAUUACUGAUUGGGAGACAUAUAAUUUUAGCCAUGUCCGUCCUGUUUCAUCAUCUUUUUUCUGUCAUUUGAUCCUGAUGCAUUGUCAUCGAUCUUCAAAACUUCAAAUAUUUCACUUAACUUUAGUGAAGUACAUCUUAUCAAGUCAUAAGUCAGAUUUACUUUAUAAAAGUGGAAUACUUCUUAUCAAGUCAUGAGUCAGAUUUAUUUUAUAAAAGUAAAGUACUUCUUAUCAAGUCAUAAGUCAGGUUGGAAGGUCAUCACACAUAAUGUCAUCAAAGCUAAUGUCAUUGUAGCUAAUGUCAUCACAGUUAAUGUCAUCACAGCUAAUGUCAUAAAGACUAAUGUCAUGACAGCUAAUGUCAUCACGGCUAAUGUCAUCACGGCUAAUGUCAUCAAGGCUAAUGUCAAUACAGCUAAUAUCAUCACAGUUAAUGUCAUAAUGUCGUGACAGCUAAUGUCAUAAUAGCUAAUGUCAUGACAGCUAAUGUCAUAAUAGCUAAUGUCAUCACAGCUAAUGUCAUAGCUAAUGUCAUAAUGUCAUCACAGCUAAUGUCAUUAUGUCAUGACAGCUUAUGUCAUCGCGGCUAAUGUCAUCUCUAUGUUUGGCUAUAAUUGACUAUUUGUUGAUGGAAUGUGAAACAAUACAAAGCAAAAGAAUAAUUUCUAUUUUUAGAAAAUCAGUCUACGGGGUAUUCCAUUGUCAAUUUCCAGUGACCUCAUUUCUGAAGACAUUUUAAUUUCAACUUUAUACAAAAGCCAGAAAUGAAAAAUAGAUGCGGUGGUAUUUCACAGUUGCAGUCAAGGCCAGACUUGCUGCUACUAAGUAAUCAAAGGAGCAAAUCUUAUGGAUUUUGAUCACUCUGUCAGAGGAUGAGUUCAUCUUUAAUGGUGCCACAUGCAAAGACACUGUUGAUAAACAAUAAAAGUAUUUUUACAUGGCCCCAGGGAUGUGUAUUACAGACAUACUCUUUAGUCUCUUAUUGAUUUUACCAUCAUUUGGAUACUGUCCUCAUUGUGACCAGGUUUAAUGUUUCCUGUCCUCCAAUGAUUUGUUUUAAUAAUGUUGAUGAUAUGUUUUCUUAUCUAUAAAAUAAUACUAAUAUCAAUUAAUAUUGACUGAGUUGAGUGAAGCAUUUGCAGAUUUGUGAAUUUUUUGUUACAUGAUAUGCAAAAUUUCAUAUGGGAAGAUUUUUAAUAUCUGACUGUCUUUAUCGUCACCACUCAAACACAUGCUACCUAACUGUGGUAUGUAGACUUAAGGAUGUAUGCUACCUUACUGUAACAUGGAGACGUAUGCUACCUUACUGUAACAUGGAGACUUAAGGCUGUAUGCUACUUUACUGUGGUAUGU